UCUGGAUAUGGAAAUGGAUCCUGCCCAGAAAAUGAAAGGCCGCUAGGUGUCCGAGCUGCUAUGUAUUCAUUUAUGGCAGCAGCCAUAUUCAUCACAGUGUUUGGCAAUCUUGCCAUGAUAAUUUCCAUUUCCUUCUUCAAGCAGCUUCACACACCAACCAACUUCCUCAUCCUUUCCAUGGCAGUCACGGAUUUCCUCCUGGGGCUCGCCAUCAUGCCCUACAGUAUGGUCAGAUCGGUGGAGACUUGCUGGUAUUUUGGGCUUACAUUUUGCAAGAUUCAUUAUAGUUUUGACCUGAUGCUGAGCAUAACGUCCAUUUUCCAUCUUUGCUCCGUGGCUGUUGAUAGAUUUUAUGCUAUCUGUUACCCUUUACGUUAUUCCACAAAAAUGACGAUUCCUGUCAUUAAGCGGUUGCUCCUUCUCUGCUGGUCUGUCCCCGGAGCAUUCGCUUUUGGGGUGGUCUUCUCUGAGGCCUACGCCGAUGGGAUAGAAGGCUACGACAUCUUGGUGGCUUGUUCCAGUUCCUGCCCAGUGAUGUUCAACAAGCUGUGGGGAACCACCUUGUUCAUGGCAGGGUUCUUCACUCCUGGGUCUGUGAUGGUGGGGAUUUAUGGCAAGAUUUUUGCAGUAUCAAGAAAACAUGCUCGUGCAAUCAAUAACUUGCCCGAAAAUCAAAAUAAUCAAAUGAGGAAAGACAAAAAAGCGGCCAAAACUUUAGGAAUAGUGAUGGGCGUUUUCUUGUUAUGCUGGUUUCCCUGUUUCUUCACGAUUUUAUUGGAUCCGUUUUUGAACUUCUCUACUCCUGUCGUUUUGUUUGAUGCUUUGACAUGGUUUGGCUAUUUUAACUCCACAUGUAAUCCCUUAAUAUAUGGUUUCUUCUAUCCCUGGUUUCGCAGAGCGCUAAAGUACAUUUUACUAGGUAAAAUUUUCAGCUCACAUUUCCAUACUACUAAUCUGUUUACUCAAAAAGAAACUGAAUAG
Molecule: messenger RNA, 981 nt
Organism: Suricata suricatta (meerkat)
Lineage: Eukaryota; Metazoa; Chordata; Mammalia; Carnivora; Herpestidae
Product: trace amine-associated receptor 2
Exons: 1
Coding region: 61-981 (306 amino acids)
Biological process (GO): G protein-coupled receptor signaling pathway
Cellular component (GO): membrane
Molecular function (GO): trace-amine receptor activity
Source: RefSeq, a predicted model, not a curated record